Molecule: messenger RNA, 354 nt
Organism: Dibothriocephalus latus
Lineage: Eukaryota; Metazoa; Platyhelminthes; Cestoda; Diphyllobothriidea; Diphyllobothriidae
Source: the annotation of a GenBank genome assembly
AUGUCUGAAUCCGAUGCCGAAUGCUUAACCCUUCAGGUUAAAGUCAUGGAAGAGAAGAUGACAACCAAAUUUUCGUUCGAAACCAAAAUGUACGGUCGCAUCCGGGCCUCAGUGAUGGACAGUCGUCACGACAAUCGGCAUCUCAAGUACAUUGAGGCCGACAUUGUCAGCAUCAUCUCCGAGCACCUGGCUCGCCCUCGUCCGAAGGGCAAACCUGCACUCACCAACGUGGCUGUACAACCGUUGGCUGAGGGAAGUACUCAAAAGGUCGUCAUCAUCACCACCAAAGGCCAAUGUGCCUUCCGAUUUGGGGUGAAACAGAAUGUCGAAGUGAACCAGGUGAGCCGCUCCUAA